Botrytis cinerea B05.10 is the source of this 3328-nucleotide messenger RNA. It is a transcript of the gene Bcnam2, whose product is annotated as Bcnam2. Gene Ontology annotation, biological process: mitochondrial translation; leucyl-tRNA aminoacylation. Bases 157 to 3180 code for a protein of 1007 amino acids. Gene Ontology annotation, cellular component: mitochondrion. The record is from RefSeq and is a predicted model, not a curated record. Lineage: Eukaryota; Fungi; Ascomycota; Leotiomycetes; Helotiales; Sclerotiniaceae. Gene Ontology annotation, molecular function: aminoacyl-tRNA deacylase activity; ATP binding; leucine-tRNA ligase activity. The transcript has 2 exons.
GCGUCUUUGCGUCUUCACAGCUCCCCCUCACAAAUACAACAAUCCAAUCCAAAAAGAAGCCAGCCCACAGUAGAGCCAUCUGCGAAUCCAAUCCCAAGAUUGCUCGACUAUAUCCCGAAUAGUUGGUCCCUGGCAUGACACAAUGCCUUGAAAAUCAUGCAGUCCUCCAUUCGCAGAUGCGCAUUACCUCGAACGAGGCUAAUUCGGCCUCUUUCUUAUUGUAGUCGCAGUCACCCCGCUGCCAGCUUCCAAAAUGUCAAGCCUGUCGUAUUUACUCGAUAUGCUUCUACUGCUACUAACAGCCCUUUUGCAAGUUUAGAUCUGCCAUCUCUGGAUCAGAAAUGGCGUGCGAAGUGGACGGCGACGGAGAAGCCGAAAUCGGCAAAGGACAAGGAACAAGAUGAAGGCCAGAAAAUGUACAUAUUACCUAUGUUCCCAUAUCCAUCGGGCGAUCUUCAUCUGGGUCACUUUCGAGCAUAUACGAUUUCCGAUGUCCUGGCACGAUUCCACACAAUGAAAGGCUAUAAUGUUGUCCACCCAAUUGGUUGGGAUGCGUUUGGCUUGCCUGCUGAAAAUGCAGCAAUUGAACGUGGAAUAGACCCCGCAGUCUGGACAAAACAAAAUAUACAAAAGAUGAAGAGUCAGCUAAUUACUUGGAAUGGACGUUGGGACUGGGAUAGGGAAAUCACAACUUGCGAUCCCAAUUUCUACAAACAUACCCAGGAAAUAUUUCUUCUUCUUCAUGAGCGCGGUCUGGCAUAUCAAGCCGAGUCUUUAGUGAAUUAUGAUCCUGUGGACAAAACUGUUCUUGCAAAUGAACAAGUCGAUGCAAAUGGUAAUUCAUGGCGAUCUGGAGCCAAAGUAGAGAAGAGACUACUAAAACAAUGGUUUUUGAAGAUAUCUGAAUUUCGAGAGCAAUUGCUUCAAGAUAUCAAUCACCUGGCUAAGGGAGGUAUGUGGCCGGAAAGGGUUCUGGCCAUGCAAAAGAAUUGGCUAGGGAAAUCACAAGGAGCUAGAAUUCGAUUUUCCAUAUCUGCAGGUGACGAUAGUUCUCAACAGUCUGUUGAAGUCUUCACCACCCGACCAGAUACUAUCUAUGGAGUUCAAUACAUUGCUCUUGCAGCAACACAUCCUAUUGUUCAAAGUCUUGCAAAGGGAGAUACAAAAUUGCAACAGUUUUUGGACAGUAUGUCAGAUUUACCACCUGAUUCAAAGGUUGGCUAUCUUCUUCCCACUGUUAGUGCCAUGCAUCCGUUAUCAUCCCAAGAAUCUACACCAGAGGCCUCUAAAGCACCUUUACCCGUUUAUGUUGCACCAUAUGUACUAGGUGAUUAUGGUGAUGGAGCAGUUAUGGGAGUGCCAGCGCAUGAUGCUCGAGAUUAUGCAUUUUGGAAGCACAAUAACCAUGACACUCCACCGAGAUAUGUAAUUGGUCCUGUUGACGGUGCUUCGAAAGCUGUCCCCGCAGGCCAACCCUUUGUUCAUCCUGGUCAUCUUACAUCAGAGAAUCCACGAUCAUUUGUUGGCCAAACAACGGCUAAAGCAAAGCAAAGCAUCAUGAGGCUGCUUGAAAAUGAAGGUCUCGGUUCAGCUGCUGAGACAUGGCGUCUCAGGGAUUGGCUUGUCAGUCGGCAGAGAUAUUGGGGUACCCCUAUUCCCAUAAUUCAUUGUGGUAGUUGUGGUCCAGUACCUGUUCCUAAAGAUCAGCUUCCAGUUAAACUGCCUUCGGUUGAAGGCCAUUGGUUAAAAGGUAAAGCUGGAAAUCCUCUUGACGGUGCCCACGACUGGGUCAAUGUCCCAUGUCCCAAGUGUGGCAGCGAUGCUAAGAGAGAUACCGAUACCAUGGAUACCUUUGUCGAUUCUAGCUGGUAUUUCAUGAGAUUUGCUGACCCCAAGAAUUCAACAACACCAUUUUCUCCGGAAGCAGCCAAUGCAAUCCUCCCUGUUGAUGUAUAUAUCGGAGGGGUUGAGCAUGCCAUUUUGCAUUUAUUGUAUGCUCGUUUCAUUUCAAAAUUCCUUUCUACAACUCCUCUCUGGCCUGAGGGGUCGACCAAGAACGUUCUUGGGGAACCCUUCAAAAAGCUUCUUAGUCAGGGUAUGGUGCACGGAAAGACUUAUUUGGAUCCUUCCAACGGCAGAUUUUUAAAACCCGAGGAAGUGGAUCUCACCGUACCAUCGAAGCCAAUUCUUAUUGCAUCAGGAGAAAUCGCCAAGAUUAGUUAUGAGAAGAUGUCAAAAUCUAAAUAUAAUGGCGUCGACCCAGCUCAGUGCAUGACGAAGUAUGGUGCCGAUGCAACCAGAGCCCAUAUGCUUUUUCAAGCACCAGUCACCGAGGUCCUUGAAUGGGAUGAGCAGAAAAUCUCUGGUGUCACUCGUUGGUUGAAACGUCUUCAUGAGUAUGUAUGUACAAGUACAGAGGUAUCUCAGAAAGUAAAAAAUCACACCUUAUCUCCUAAAGAGCAUCUCCUUUCUGCGGUAGAUGUUUUAGAGAAAAGCAAAAAGAAUUCCCCGCAGAAGCAAAACCCGAAUGCAGGAACUUCCCUUCUUGAAUCUAUCCACGCGGACAUCAAGCUUUGGCGAGCAGUACAACAAACCAUCACGAAUAUAACAGAAGCUUAUAGUAAAACGCAUUCUCUUAAUACCAUUGUCUCAGAUUUGAUGAGUCUUACCAAUCUUAUUAUCGAAACCACAGAAGCAAAUAAAGUCAGCCGCGAAACAUCACCUACAAAUGUUAUCGCUGGACUCGAAAACGCAAAUUGUGUAGAAGAGCAAAGUGGUUUGAUUGAGAAUGCAGCUACGAGAGUUUUACUUCAAAUGAUAGCACCUAUUACUCCAGCCUUCGCGGAAGAAUGCUGGUCGAUUUCUCAAGGCGUUGUUGAAACACUUUCGAUCUUUGAUACGAAAUUUCCAGAGGCGGAUGGAUCGAUCGACUGGUUACUUCCCGAAACUCAAAAAUGUGCAGUGCAAGUUAAUGGCAAAUUGAGAUUCGCAAUCGAUAUACCGAUUCCGGAAGUGGGAAUGGAUAAAGUGGAGUUGCAGAAAUGGGUCAUGGAUAAGAUUUUACAGAGUGAAGAGGGAAUGAGAAGGUUUGGGGAAGGGGAAGGACAGGUCGAUGUGGCGGGGAGAAGUAAGAGGGUGGUCGUUGUGGGGAGGGGAAAGACGAUUAAUUUUGUUGUUUAGAGAUCGAGUGGUUGACGGUUGGAAAUACCCCACUCCGGUUUUUGUUGAAUGUGUGAUAUGUAUAUGAUCUAUGAUCUAUGAUCUAUGAUCCUGAGCGAUGGAACGAAUGGGUAUAUAAAGUAUGCUCAAAUACCAACAUGAUAGAUCA